Molecule: messenger RNA, 1385 nt
Organism: Maniola jurtina (meadow brown)
Lineage: Eukaryota; Metazoa; Arthropoda; Insecta; Lepidoptera; Nymphalidae
Product: protein disulfide isomerase CRELD1-like
Exons: 2
Coding region: 227-1339 (370 amino acids)
Molecular function (GO): calcium ion binding
Source: RefSeq, a predicted model, not a curated record
AUUUGUCAAUGUCAAAAACAAAAAAUAAGAGGUUAUGUUUUAUCAACUAUUUACUCAGCUUUAUUAUUAUAUUUUCAGUUGGUUUACAGUAACAAUAAUUUAGCAGUUAAUUCUAUACUGUAAUGAUACUUUAUUGGUAAACUUUAAUUAAGUACAUUUUGUAAUGUAUUACAAAGCAUUACCUAGUUACUUCCAGUAAGGUAUAAAAGUUAUAAAAUAUAUCAUUAUGGCUACCAAUACUUUACCACAGCUUCUAAUUUUAUACAUGGUGUUCACACUUAAGGAGCCAAUCAUUUUAAGCCACAAACGGUCUCUAGACACUGAGAAAUUGAGAUCCAAUAAAUUAAAUGAAUGUCUGCGCUGUAAAGUCUUGACAGAUUCUUUUAGUACCUGGCUUGAUAGAACUUCCCGUGGUAAACAUGAAGGUGGUGACGCUGCUUGGGAAGAAGCGAAAUUAAAAUCAUACUCACGAAGUGAAAUGCGACUUGUUGAAAUUCAAGAAGGCCUGUGUUCUGAACUAAAAAUACAUAAAGACCACUGUUAUGCACUUGCUGAUAAAGCUGAACAACUUUUAGAACAAUGGUGGUUGAAAGAAAAUUAUGAUAAUGCAGAUAUAUAUACUUGGUUGUGCAUUGAAAAUCUUCAGUAUUGUUGCCCAGUAUAUCAUUUUGGUGAAAUGUGCACUCCUUGCCCUCGUGAUAAAAACAAUGAAAUAUGUGGAGGUAAAGGAAAAUGUGAUGGUGAUGGAACACGAAAAGGAAAUGGUACAUGCAUUUGCAAGAAAGGAUAUUCAGGAAAUAAUUGUGAAGAAUGUGCUACAAACUUUUAUAAAACCUUGAAUGCAUGUAAGCCAUGUCACAGGGCAUGUAGUGAGUGUCACAAUGAUGGUCCAAGCGCUUGUGUGCAGUGUGCUUCAGGGUGGACUAUGGAAUCAGGUGUAUGUGUUGAUAUAAAUGAAUGUUUGAAUGAAUCAUUUUGUACAGCCAGUGAGUUUUGUGUUAACACAGCAGGCUCCUAUACCUGUAAAUCUUGUUAUAAAAGUUGCAGGACAUGUGUAGGUCCUGGCUCCAAAGAGUGUACAUCUUGCAAACCUGACUAUGUCUUGUGGGUUGGAAAAUGUAUGAGUAAGGAUCAUCAAAAAAAUCUGUUGAACAAUGCAUUUAAGAGAGCAGCUUGUUAUUUAUGUUUAUUUAUAAUAGUAAUGGUUAUACUUAGAAAAUCAAAGUCUUUAGCAUCCUUUGUAGCAUUAUUAAUUGCAUUAGGUAUAUAUUUUUAUGAGAAUACCUCAGAUAUUAAGUUAAUUGAUUUGUACAAACUCUAUUAUGAAGAUGUUUUUUAGAAACUAUGGUUUACUAGCUUAUGUCCGCGACUUCGUCUGCGUGGAC